Messenger RNA from Babesia sp. Xinjiang, 2892 nucleotides. RefSeq names its product Exosome complex exonuclease RRP44. The record is from RefSeq and is a predicted model, not a curated record. The transcript is spliced from 5 exons. Gene Ontology annotation, molecular function: 3'-5'-RNA exonuclease activity; endonuclease activity; RNA binding. The coding region runs from base 1 to 2892 and encodes 963 amino acids. Gene Ontology annotation, cellular component: cytoplasmic exosome (RNase complex); nuclear exosome (RNase complex). NCBI's taxonomy places the organism in Eukaryota, Apicomplexa, Aconoidasida, Piroplasmida, Babesiidae. Gene Ontology annotation, biological process: rRNA catabolic process.
AUGGCAGAAUCGGCUGAAGCUAUUGAGUUGCCGCCGCAACUUAAGAGGUCGAUCAGAUACUUCUGGCGUGCCUCUGGUCAUAGCAACGUCAAGCGAUUGACCCGUGAAAUAUAUCACCGUACAGACAUCGGUUGCGGCAUCGAUAGUUGUACAACGUGUACUCGUUCUUCACAUCAGGGUACCUUGGAAGGCAACCAGACGAUAUUGAUAUUGACAGUCAAUGUAUUGAUGAAACAGAUAACCUUCUGUGAACGAUGUUUGACCAAUUGUGUUAUACCAGCUACUGUUGCCAACGAGGUACGGAGGAGGAGCCUUACGAUCUACGCUCGUAUGAAAAAAAUGUUAUUGGCAGCACGCAAUGCCACUGAUGAUGACAUAGAGAUGGUAGAUGAGCAGCUUGGUACGUCACCAAGACGCUAUUACAUCUUCUCCAAUGAGAAUUUUGAGGCGACAUAUGUGGAGGAGACUGGCGAAGUCUCUCCUGAAGAACGUGACGAACUUCUAAUCGAGAAGUGCGCUCAGUGGUACCGGGAACACCUACCUCCAACUACCCGUGUCAUCCUUUUAAGGAAUAACUGUACCGGUGGUGUGGAUGAAGAAAAGGCUGAUGCCACUGAUGCUUCGGGAGUAGCCAAUAUUAGUGACGAUGAGAGUAAACCACUAUUGGAGCGCAUGACUGUGGAUGAAUGGGCUCACGAAUUGGAGCCAACUAUAAAAGAUGUCUUCGAAUAUAUUGCUGCAAAACCAGAUGACGAAACUAGAAAACGUCGUAGAACAGAUGAUGAUUAUGAUGCAUUAUACCCAGCACAUUUAACGGAAUCCGAGAUGCACGACGGUAUUGAAAGUGGCAAAUAUCAUAGAGGGGUACUACAUAUGUAUGUGGGUUCUUUUCAAAAUGGUUACGUUAUAUGUGGCAAUGAGGAAUACAAAAUCACCGGCAGUGAUAAUUUGAACCGUGCGAUUCACGGCGAUAGCGUAUGUAUCGAGGUUAUUACUGAACCGAAGCCGUCAAAAAACGUAGAUGAUACUAGGGGAGCCGGCUCUUUCAUUCCGGAAGAGAUUACUGGUGAGGAAUCUGAGGAUUCGAAGUUGAUCGAUUCUUCCAAGGAUGAUAAAACGCCGGAGUGUAUACAAAAAGAAUGUCGUGUAGUUGGCAUUCUGAGGCGUAAUUGGCGUGAGUAUUGUGGUACACUGAUACCUCUAGACGAAACUAUUGACCUGGUUGGUCAUACUAACGUGGUACAGCGCGUAUUCGUACCGGUAGAUGCUCGUAUACCGUUCAUUUUUAUCGAUACUCGAAAAUCGAGCGAACUCGAUGGUAAACGUAUAGUGGUUGUUGUAGAUGGUUGGGAUCGUUUUUCACUUAAGCCAUAUGGUCAUUGGGUCGAUACUUUGGGUGAUGUUGAGGAUAUGGAAACUGAAAGUGCAGUUAUAUUGAGGGAGCAUGACGUCAUAACUAGAGAAUUUUCAGAACGGGUAUGCAAAGAACUGCCUCCAGCUGAUUGGAAACCCGAUGAAGAUGAGAUUGCACGUCGUGCCGAUUUUCGCAACCUGCUUGUAUUUUCCGUCGAUCCACCUGGUUGUAAGGAUAUCGAUGAUGCUCUAGGUUAUCGCAAACUGGAUAACGGUAAUAUAGAGGUCUCUGUACAUAUUGCCGAUGUGACCCACUUUGUAAAGCCCGGUAGUCGCCUCGAUAUGGAGGCUUCGGAACGCUGUACAACGGUAUACCUGGUAGACCGACGCACAGAUAUGUUGCCAUCAUUGCUAACUACAAAUCUAUGUUCGUUGGUAGCUAAUGAGGACCGUCUAUGUUUCUCUGUUGUAUGGGAGUUUGACGAGAACGACACUAUAUGCGAUACCCGUUUUGUGAAAGGUAUAAUCCGUAGCGCACGGGCAUUUACUUACAAGGAUGCGCAAGAUCUUAUAAACGCCGAUGGAAGUGAUGAGAUCACAAGAGCGUUGAAAGGACUCGAUCGUCUUGCUAAAAUCUUGCGUAGUAAACGUUUUGAACGUGGUGCUGUCGAGUUGGAAUCACCUGAUGUGAAGUUUGAAUAUGAGCUUACAGAUAUCCGUAAGAUGGAGAAGUAUGUAUUAUAUGACACUAACCGCAUGGUUGAGGAGUUUAUGCUUCUAGCCAACGUGAGCGUUGCUACUAAGAUUUUCGAAAGGUUCCCUACAUACGCGCUGCUUCGUCGUCACCCACCACCCGUAGAAGAACGUCUCAAGGCGUUACAGCGAUCAUUGUCCCAGCACGGCCUUGACUUUGAAUUUGGUACUUCCCGUGACCUAAACAGCUCGUUACGUCGUAUUAUGGACCUUAGUGAUCCGAAACUUGGCAGUGCUCUUCGUAUAUUGACAACUCGUUGUAUGAGUCAGGCUGUAUAUUGUUACUCCGGUGACACUGAUGCUAGAGAUUUUCGGCACUACGGACUGUGCAGUGAUCUUUACACCCACUUCACGUCGCCUAUCCGUCGUUAUGCUGACGUCGUGGUCCACCGCAUGUUAGCUGCUGCGCUUGGUAUCGAACAUAUGGACACUGCGUUUUUCCAUAAGCUAUCUUCACAAUGUGAGACGCUGAAUAAACGGCAUCGGAACGCCAAUUGGUGUGGUCGUGAGUCCAGUAAACUCUUUGCGUACCUUUUUCUGAGGCAGCAGGGCAGUGUGACCACCACUGCAACAGUCGUAGGCUCCAGUUCCAAGCGCAUAUGUGUCUUAGCACAUGAUCUUGGUAUUGAAGCUACAGCUAGCGCUGAUAUCGUCGAUUUUGAUGCACCUACGCAAUGUGUGACACUAGCAUGUGGCCGUCGAGUGAAACUAUUUGACCAUGUAACUGUGAAGCUGAGCGCAAGCAACAAGCACUACAGAUACAACAUCACUGCGGAACUGUUAUAA